Molecule: messenger RNA, 1275 nt
Organism: Hibiscus syriacus
Lineage: Eukaryota; Viridiplantae; Streptophyta; Magnoliopsida; Malvales; Malvaceae
Product: GDSL esterase/lipase EXL3-like
Exons: 5
Coding region: 31-1155 (374 amino acids)
Cellular component (GO): extracellular region
Molecular function (GO): hydrolase activity, acting on ester bonds
Source: RefSeq, a predicted model, not a curated record
AUAAGGAAAAUAUAAAUUGAAAACCAGGAAAUGACAACGUUCCUCUCUCAAUUUCAAGCACCCUUUUCGUUUCCUUCUUGCUUUAGUAGGACCAUCGUCUUCCUUGCUUUUGUGGUGUUGUAUUUCCAUUAUCACAAUGAAGCUGCCUUGGUCCUGCCUAACAACGAGACCAUUCCUGCAGUUUUCGUGUUCGGGGAUUCGAUAGUUGACCCGGGGAACAACAACAAUCUCCCCACGAUAGCUAAAGGCAAUUUCCUCCCUUACGGGAGGGAUUUCAAAGGCGGGCCGACUGGACGGUUUUCGAAUGGCAAAGUCCCUUCCGACCUUAUAGCUGAAGAAUUCGGUGUUAAGGAUCUGGUGCCUGCUUAUCUUGAUCCCAAAGUACAGCUCCAAGAUCUCCUCACUGGUGUCAGUUUUGCCUCAGGGGCAGCAGGAUAUGAUCCUCAGACAGCAAAAGUAGCGAAUGUUAUAUCGAUGUCGGGACAGUUAGAACUGUUCAAGGAAUGCAUAAAGAAGAUAGAAGCAGCAGUAGGAGAAGAGAGAACCGCAACUAUAGUUUCAAAAGCCAUAUAUAUAGUGUGCACCGGCAGCAACGAUGUUUCCAAUACUUACUUUACCCUUCCAUUCAGGCGAGCCCAUUAUGACAUAAAUGCAUAUUCAGAUUUCGUGGCCGGCUAUGCUUCCCAGUUCUUGCAGGACUUGUAUGGAUUAGGAGCAAGAAGAAUAGGGUUGUUGGGGUUGCCGCCGAUCGGGUGUGUGCCGUCUCAGAGAACUUUAGGCGGUGGAAAAAACAGAGAUUGCUACGAGGCAGAAAACCAAUUGGCAUCUGCCUACAACGCCAAGCUCUCCGGCGUGAUAGACAACCUGAAGACUGUGUUCACUUUGCCGGGCACGAAUCUUAUCUUCCUUGACAUCUACUAUCCAUUGCUUUCGCUCAUUGAAAACCCUGGAAAAUAUGGUUUUGAGGUGGCAACAGUGGGAUGUUGUGGCACCGGACUGAUAGAAGCGAGUGUAUUCUGCAACCCUACAAGCAUCCCUCUCUCAUGCCCAGAUGCCUCCAAAUACGUUUUCUGGGAUGGUUACCAUCCCUCCGAGAAGGCUUACAAGAUCCUUACGUCUGCCAUUAUCCAAAUGCACUUCAAAGAAUUUUUCUGACAACAAACAAAACAGAGAAGCAAUUUCUUUUUUUUUUCCCCUAUUGUAAUUCAAAGAAUCAUGAAUACAAAACAUCAAUCACGUGCAUAAUUAAUAAACAGCAUUAUAUCAUUUCAAUUG